AUGAAUGGCGACAUUUCGGUCGCUUUGAUUGGCCCGCUGGCAGCCCUAGAGGGACACCUAAAGCAGGCGAGGGAGUUGCUGAAGAAGUUUGACAGGAUGUCAGUCGCAUACCGCUUCUUAUUCCACAGGACCAUUGCCAGGGAUCUGAAGGCCAUCAACCGCGCAAUCAGCAGGAACAUGGAGGCGCACAGAUCUGCAGGUGAAAGUGUGGGGUGGCUGGUGCAAGAGGAGCGGGCGAAGGCAACGGCCCAGGGGUGGCAGGAGGUCAAGGAGAGGAUGAGGCGCCUACAGCUUGGCAGCGUGUCCAGCACGAGUACAUCCAGCUCCUCAUCUCUGCCCUGCUCCGAAUCGUCCACUCUGAACGACCUUGACGCUGAGGAGCUGGCGCAGCAGAGACAUGAGGUCAUCCCCGCUGAAAUAUCGGCCCUCAUGGAG
This is a messenger RNA of Klebsormidium nitens, 435 nucleotides long. NCBI's taxonomy places the organism in Eukaryota, Viridiplantae, Streptophyta, Klebsormidiophyceae, Klebsormidiales, Klebsormidiaceae. The record is from the annotation of a GenBank genome assembly.